Hyalella azteca is the source of this 1458-nucleotide messenger RNA. RefSeq lists its product as uncharacterized. Bases 91 to 1458 code for a protein of 455 amino acids. The transcript has 14 exons. The record is from RefSeq and is a predicted model, not a curated record. Lineage: Eukaryota; Metazoa; Arthropoda; Malacostraca; Amphipoda; Hyalellidae.
AUAUUUAUUUGUGGUAAAAUCUUUUGCUUGGCUAUUGAACAAAUUGUUGUUUAUUUUUAAACUUUUCCAACUUGGACCCAGUAGAAUCUAAUGGAUAUCAUAAUGGAUGACAUGAAAGUAUGUCGUGUUGUGCUGCACAAACUCUCUGAUGAUGCAGUUGAGAGAGGCUGGUGGUCUGGGCUGAACCUCCUGCUAAGGCCUUCUGGUGUUGACAAAAUUAAGUCUGCUGCAACAGCGGCCAGUGGCUCAUCUCUGCGCACUGAAGUCGUUGCCGUUAACAUCAAGCUUGAGCCUCUAUAUGAGGAGGACAUAUCUGUGAAGGAUGAGCCAAUUGAUAUUGAUGAAAAUCAGCAAACUCCACCUUCCUCAUCUUGUGUGCCAUGCAAGGAGGAAGCUCAAGUUGAAGCUCGGGACGCCCACCGACGUUCCUCACAGGACGCUGCUGCUGUGCCUGAGGAACAGGCUGGUUCAGGUGAGCCUCCCAGCCCUGGGUGUGGUGGCCAGCUAGCUCCACCUCCCCCAUCAGCGGCCAGUGGCUCAUCUCUGUGCCAUAAAGUCGUUGCAGCUAACAUCAAAAUUGAGCCUCUAUAUGAGGAAGAGGACAUAUCUGUGAAGGAUGAGCCUAUUGAUAUUGAUGAAAAUCAGCAAACUCCUUCCUCAUCUUGUGUGCCAUGCAAGGAGGAAGCUCAAGUUGAGGCUCGGGACGCCCACCGACGUUCCUCACAGGACGCUGCUGCUGUGCCUGAGGAACAGGCUGGUUCAGCAACAGAGGCCAGUGGCUCAUCUCUGAGCCCUAAAGUCGUUGCAGCUAACAUCAAGCUUGAGCCUCUAUAUGAGGAGGACAUAUCUGUGAAGGAUGAGCCUAUUGAUAUUGAUGAAAAUCAGCAAACUCCCCCUUCCUCAUCUUGUGUGCCAUGCAAGGAGGAAGCUCAAGUUGAGGCUCGGGACGCCCACCAACGUUCCUCACAGGACGCUGCUGCUGUGCCUGAGAAACAGGUUGGUUCAGGUGAGCCUCCCAGCCCUGGGUGUGGUGGCCAGCUAGCUCCACCUCCCCCAUCAGCGGCCAGUGGCUCAUCUCUGCGCCCUAAAGCCGUUGCAGUUAACAUCAAAAUUGAGCCUCUAUAUGAGGAAGAGGACAUAUCUGUGAAGGAUGAGCCUAUUGAUAUUGAUGAGCUAGCUCCACCUCCCGCAUCUGGUUGGCCGGACAAGAUGGAAGCUCAAGUUGAGGCUCGUGAAGCACAUGUAGCCCACCGUCCUGCCUCGCUCUCCUCUACCAUGCCUGGACAUGUGAACGUGGGUAGGAGGCAGUCCGCACCUGCAGGAGAUCCAGAAGACGCUGGUGGCAGCGGCGGCGUCUCUGAAGCGUCCAGCUCCCAGCAGCGCAGCGAGAGGCUCCCGUAUUCCCAGCGGGGUUUUGUUGAUGCCAAGGUUACCUGCCAAAUGCAGCAAGCCAGCUGA